This is a messenger RNA of Puccinia graminis f. sp. tritici CRL 75-36-700-3, 1823 nucleotides long. RefSeq lists its product as uncharacterized. Gene Ontology annotation, cellular component: membrane; glycosylphosphatidylinositol-mannosyltransferase I complex. Gene Ontology annotation, molecular function: alpha-1,4-mannosyltransferase activity; GPI mannosyltransferase activity. The record is from RefSeq and is a predicted model, not a curated record. Lineage: Eukaryota; Fungi; Basidiomycota; Pucciniomycetes; Pucciniales; Pucciniaceae. The coding region runs from base 194 to 1459 and encodes 421 amino acids. The transcript is spliced from 5 exons. Gene Ontology annotation, biological process: GPI anchor biosynthetic process.
GUACAUUUUUGGGUUUUGGCUUGAUUGUAUUGUUAUUUUUUUUUCUUGGUGGUUGUGUGGGAUUUCUGGUUUGGAAUGCAGAUGGUCCCAGACGCGCCACAACCAACCAUCCUUCUAAAGGACUAGCGGACAAUCCUGAUCGAGACGUAUCGGUGGAACGAACUGGAUGUAGAAGCGCCUUGGAUUCUCGGCCAUGAUGAUGAAUGAAUUCGUACUGUUCGGACUGAUACCGGGCUUCGUGCUCCGCUUAGGCUUGAUAUGCUACUCCGUCUAUCACGAUAAUCGUUCGGCAUUGAAAUACACGGACAUCGAUUACCAGGUCUUCUCGGAUGCCGCCCGGGCGCUUCUUUCUGGCCCGAACGGCUCGGCCUGGUUUUUCGGAUCGCCGUACGAUCGGGCAACCUACCGUUACACACCUCUGCUCGCCUUGAUCCUCACUCCCAACGAAUUCAUCCAUCCAUGCUGGGGGAAAGCCCUGUUCGGGAGCGCCGACCUGGUGAUCGGAAUCUUGCUCUACCGACUCUGUCCCCGUGGACAUAGCGCGGCGUCUCAUGGAAGACUGGUCAGUCUCAUCUGGCUCCUCAACCCGUUCGUCAUCAACAUCUCGACCCGAGGGUCCAGCGAAUCCUUGCUGGGCGUCGUCAUCAUCGGCUUCCUGUAUUUGGCCGAACACAACAAAUGGGACGCAGCCGCCGUCCUGCUCGGAGUGGCUGUCCAUCUCAAACUCUAUCCGUUCAUCUAUGCCACCGCCGUCUGGGCUCGACUCGCCCAACAUCCGCAUUCCAGAUUCGGCUGGCUUUCGAUCAGCCGCUCACAAGUCCGCUUCGGAGUGAUCAGCUUGGCUGCCUUUUCGGUCUUGAACUUGCUCAUGUACAUCAUCUGGGGACAGGAGUUCAUCGAGUCGAGCUACCUCUACCAUCUGCGUCGAUUGGACCAUCGCCACAACUUCUCGCCCUACUUCUACCCGAUCUACCUACGCUUUACUUCAGUCCUCGCCGAACAAUCGCCUAUGAUCUCGAUUCUCCACCAUCCGCUUGUCAGCUUCAUCCCCCAAAUGAGUCUCACUCUGGCCCUCGGCUUCCACUAUGGCGCCCAAGAUCUGCCGUUUGCUUGCUUCAUACAGACUUACGUCUUUGUGCUUUUCAACAAAGUCGUCACUUCCCAGUAUUUCAUGUGGUACCUAUGGUUCAUCCCGCUCAUCGUCAGACACAUCAAGCUAUCAAAGCCCCAAUCGAUUGGCGUGGCCGUGAUCUGGGUUUCCACUCAAGUGCUCUGGUUAUCACAAGCCUAUCGAUUGGAGUUCUUGGGCGAGCCUCAAUUCCGGGCUGUCUGGCUAAGCAGUAUUGGCUUCUUGAUCGGACAUAGUUGGAUCAUCGGUAUCUUGAUCCUUGGCUUUUCUCCAGCGUCUUCUUCCAUCAUCUCAAGUAGCGACAACGGCUUGAAGCUGAAGAAAACCUGAGAGAGAUCCCAUCCUUAAAAACCCAUCAAUUCCCAUUUUUUUCCCCCUAUCUUUCCGACAAAGAAGUACUCCAAACAAUCCCGUUUUGUCUGGGGAAGCAACUAUCUACGGCCUUGAUUGGCAGUCCAAGAUUGGAAUACACAGCUGCCAUCUCAAAUCAUCAAACCUGAACCAAGGCUUGACUCUUCCAGGAUGUGCAAAUGCCGCAGCCUGAAACUCCUCACCAAGAUCAAUGCGGCUGUUUUUGGGGGCAUACAAUCAGGAUUCAGGAGUGGAUGGUUAGAAUGCGAUGGGCGAAUCUGUCCGGAAACAAUCAGUAGAAGCCAAGUGUAUAAUUCUAAGGUGGAUCCCCAUUGCCCCAUUG